AUGCUCAAACGACUAUCUACCUUCAUCCGUCUCACCCCUCCUCGCGACAAGGGCGAGAAAGACGAGAGGCGCGAGAAGCAGAAAAGCGCUCCUACUGCCUCCACCACCUCGAAAACUCUGGACGUCUCGUCCAACGCGUCCUCUAAGACAGAGCCCACAAUGGCGCCCUCGGAGCUGCUUACGCCCAUCAAUGGCGUGAAUGGCAUCGCCAACAUGUACGAUUAUCCACCAGCGAACCCAGAAGGCGAAUAUAGAAUCCUGCAGCAGUACCACUCUAAGCCUAGCAAGCUACGAGUGGCAUGCGUGGGUGCUGGGGCUUCUGGCCUCUGCUUGGCCUACAAGAUGGAGAAGAUGCUUGUUCCAGGGUCAUGGGAAUUGACGCUCUACGAGAAGAAUUCAAUGUUUGGUGGAACUUGGUAUGAGAACACUUACCCUGGCGUCGCCUGCGAUAUCCCUUCGCACGACUACAAUUUCACCUGGGAUCCCAAGCCAGAUUGGACGCAGUUCUUUGCGUCAGGCGCGGAGAUUCAGGGCUAUUUUGAGAAUUUCGCGGAACGGCACGGAAGCAAGAAGUACAUGCAAUUGAACAGCAAAAUCGUCGAGGCGAGAUGGGACCCAUCGGAGGGUAUCUACAAUUUGAUCGUUGAGAACCCAAAAACGAAGGAGCAGCGGAAAGAAUGGUCACACGUGUUGGUCAACGGCAGUGGCAUCUUGAACACCUGGAAGUGGCCGGAGAUUGAAGGCCUCCAUGAAUUCAAGGGACCAAUUCUUCAUUCUGCCAACUGGGACCACAGCGUCGAAUUCAAGGACAAGUCAACUGCUAUCAUUGGUGUGGGAUCUACCAGUGUACAAAUCACACCUGCGCUCCAAAAGAUCUGCAAGGACGUCAAAGUCUUUAUGCGAAGUCCAACAUGGAUCUCUCCGCCGUUCGGUGCUGGUGCUCUCACCAAUGAUCUACAGAAGGGCCAGGAUGUCGACCCCGGGCAGCGCCAGUACAACUUCACUGAAGCAGACAUGAAGAAGUUUCGCGAUGAUCCAGAGUACCACCUUGAUUUCCGAAAGCGCAUUGAAGCGGAAAUCAAUAGUUUGUUCGGCAUGUAUAUCCAAAAUUCCGAGCUUUCCAACACAAUGAGGGAUGUCAUCACCAAAGAGAUGCACCGACGUAUGGGCCCUGGCCACGAGGAUCUCAAGAAAUUCAUCACCCCGAAAUUUGCUCCUGGCUGCCGAAGAAUUUCGCCUGGUGAUGGUUUCCUCGAGUCACUGGUGCAGGACAAUGUGACACCUAUCUUUGAGGGUAUUAAGCGCGUGGUGCCCGAAGGUAUCGAAACUGUGGACGGAACUGUUCACAAGGUUGAUAGGCUGGUGUGCGCCACUGGUUUCCAGGUCGCUUUCCAGCCCGCUUUCACUGUCAUCAACGGCGAAGGCAAGUCGAUCAAAGAGGACUGGACUAAGGGCCCGAACCUGUACUUCGGCGUUAGCGCACCUCGAUUCCCUAAUUACUACACCAUUGUUGGUCCAGGUGCUACUUGGUCUAACGGCACGUUACUUCCGUCGAUCGAGACCACCGUCGAAUACUCAAUUAAGUGCAUGCGAAAGAUGCAACACGAGGGUAUCAAGGCGAUGGCUGUCAAGCAGGAUGCAUUAGAUGCGAUUUAUGAUCACUUUGACGAAUUUCACGGGAACACAGUGUGGCAAGAAGAGUGCCGUAGUUGGUUCAAGGACGGCGAGAUCAAGAAGAGGAUCUAUCUCUGGCCGGGUGCCACAAUUCACUUCCUUAAAACGAUCAAAGACCCGCGAUGGGAGGACUACGACUACAACUAUCGCUACAAGAACAGGUUUGCGUUCUUGGGCAACGGAGACGUCAAGGCGACAGUUGAGAAAGACAUUCCAGGGCUGAGUGUCUACAUCAGGAACUCGGACCACGAGUGGAGCGUCGCGUAA
This is a messenger RNA of Didymosphaeria variabile, 1941 nucleotides long. RefSeq lists its product as uncharacterized. The coding region runs from base 1 to 1941 and encodes 646 amino acids. The transcript is spliced from 3 exons. Lineage: Eukaryota; Fungi; Ascomycota; Dothideomycetes; Pleosporales; Didymosphaeriaceae. The record is from RefSeq and is a predicted model, not a curated record. Gene Ontology annotation, molecular function: NADP binding; N,N-dimethylaniline monooxygenase activity; flavin adenine dinucleotide binding.